Ectocarpus sp. CCAP 1310/34 is the source of this 2230-nucleotide messenger RNA. Lineage: Eukaryota; Phaeophyceae; Ectocarpales; Ectocarpaceae. The record is from the annotation of a GenBank genome assembly.
CCCAUCCACGUGCAACACAGCUUGCUUGGCAGAGGCGCGCACACCAUCCCGUGACGUGAACUCGCAGGAACUUGAAAUUCUGCUGGUACCCCUGCCCACGCUACCUUCGCCGGAGCUCUGUACUCUUCUGCGGUGGUACAUACCACAUCAAUUCACCCAUCGCACCCAUUUUCUCGACACCGACACAUGUAGCGAGAAACAACGACGACCUAUCAGCAGUGCCGCUAGCGGCUAGAGAGUGAGGAUGUCUACAGCAGCCGAAGUGGAGAAGGUUCCGGUAGCCGCGGCCAAGGACGUCAUCUCCAGCAUCUUCGGGUCGGCAGCAUGUGUUUAUACCGGACAGCCUCUAGACACCAUCAAAGUGCGAAUGCAAGCUCGUCCGGACGCCUUCAGUGGCACGUUCCAAUGCCUGAGAAGGACACUAGCGGAGGAAAGCAUCACGUCUCUGUGGAAGGGGUCGACGCCGGCCCUGGGCGGCGCCGUCCUGGAGAACAUGGUAGCUUUCGGGGUGAACGAGCAACUCAAGCGCGUCUUCCCAGACAAGGACGGGUCGUCAGCCCCGUGGUGGCAGCCGAUACUGUUCGGAGGCGUGACGGGCGUCUUCACCACCGUGGUUGUCUGCCCCAGCGACGUCAUCAAGUCCAAGGUUCAGGUCGGACGGUCAAUGCGACAGGGGGUAGUAGUGUCGGCCAGUGCAGCGGCCAAGGGGCUGCCGGUGCUCAACGCGACACGGAUGACGGCGCACAUCUUGCGAACGCAGGGAGUACGAGGCCUGUACGUCGGGCUCGGUGCCCAGUUCGCCAGAGACGUACCGUUCUACGCGGCGUUCUUCGGAACGUACGAGACGUUCGUCGACUGCGGGAAGGCGCUGCCGUACGAGGUAACCCCGGAGGUGUUGUACUUCUUGGCGGGUGGCAUGGCAGGGGUGGUUGGGUGGGCGGCCGUGAUGCCGCUAGACUCGGUCAAGUCUAUCAUUCAGACGACGGACAAGCCCGAGUCUUUGCUCCGGACCUUGCAAACGGUCGUCCGUACGAAGGGGUGGCGAGCGCUCUUUAUCGGCUUGAACGCCGCUCUUGCCCGUGCUUUUCCCGCGAACGCGGCUCUCUUCUUGGGAUACGAAAUCGUGCGCAGGGCGUUGUAGCAGUCGAGGGGCGGUGUGUGAUAGCCGACGGUGGUAAGCGGGAUUCUUCGUCAUGUCUUUCCCGGAUGCUGCAGUAGACGAUGCGCAGAGCGUUCUUGCUCAAUUGUUUUUGUGCAAAAAUCGGCGUUGUUUGUUUUGUAGUUUUCCCUCGUGUUUUAGCAGUUCGGUCUAAGUAUCUACCUGGUUGAAGUAUGUGGUGUAGUUUUCGACCGAAAUGUUCAAAAGGUCCACGAAUCUUUUUUGCAUCUCUUGUUCGACCAUGAGGUCCCAUACUGUGUAUCAUAUGCCGCCUAGUUAAAAUUGAAGUCCGACCGCAUUGAUUCGCAUCUCUUGGUGUACGCGAACAGGUGCAAAGAGAUUAUGUGUGUUGAGCGUUUGAGGGGACUUUUUGGAGAGAAUCUGGACGUGUGUGUGUGAAUGCUACCCGGCGGUGUACUAUGUAUGUUCAGCUUUUCCCUAUCGGCACCACGGGGCAUCACAAUAUGUGACGAUAUUGCUACCAGUCUUGUUUGAAGACAGGGUGGAGUAGCCAAUAGACAACAGGGAUAUAACGUUGUCGUUGGUCUACAGGUGGUGCGGGUUCGCAUGAGAGAUGUGAAUGGGGGUUAGGCGAUGGUACUGAUUAAAAGAUAGGUAUACUAAGUACCUUGACGAAAGUCCGCAGGCCUCAAGAUCGGAAGGUUCUAAUGAGCAAAGUUGUUGGUAACCGAACGAUGCUUUGGCUCCUUGAGCACUUGCGGCUCCUGAGGUGCUCCAAGAGACGCGGGUACAGAAAAGGUGACGUAUUAUAGGAAACAUUUACACGGCAAAGGUUGUCCGAGGACAAUUGGCGCUAAAGCCUAAGUAGGUGAAGAGUGUACCACAGGGAAGGGUGGAGGAAAAAAAUUGGCCGAAAUUCGGGUUACUAUGUGUGUGCGGCCUUUUCUCUCGUGGUUCUGCUCUUCCGCGCUUGCCACCGUACGCUUGUUUUCAUCUCGAACGAAUGUGUAUGAUGGUCCUUGUGCGGAUUCGGAACGUGGAGAAUAAUCGUUUUCGGGAUGGCUACAUACGUGCACAAGAGGAACAUUAACAUUAGUUGGAAGAAAUGGA